This is a messenger RNA of Acanthopagrus latus (yellowfin seabream), 2276 nucleotides long. It is a transcript of the gene tekt3, whose product is annotated as tektin 3. Gene Ontology annotation, biological process: cilium movement involved in cell motility; cilium assembly. The record is from RefSeq and is a predicted model, not a curated record. Bases 357 to 1814 code for a protein of 485 amino acids. The transcript is spliced from 9 exons. NCBI's taxonomy places the organism in Eukaryota, Metazoa, Chordata, Actinopteri, Spariformes, Sparidae. Gene Ontology annotation, cellular component: nucleus; microtubule cytoskeleton; sperm flagellum.
CUAGCUUCUCAGGGUGAGGGUGAGCUAUCUGAUGCUGCCUGGAGACCAAUUGAACUCCUCUGCUUCAAAGACAAAGCUCAGAUUUCUCACCUUCGAACGAGGCAUUUGCAGAAAUCUUGGACAGGCCGGCUCCUGCUGCCCCAGGACUGGACUGUGCACCACCAUUGGCUGGCUGAAUGAAUGACUCUCAAACUUGUCCAUCUAUUAUGCAUGUCAGUUUACCUUUAGUGCGUUCUUGAGCUCAUUUCCCAGGUAAGCACAGCUGAGAGGGAGCCUGUCAGCAUCAAGACUCGGACUAUCCAAAGAAAAGCUCUGUUAUCCCCAGAAAACCAGAGGCAGCCUGAGGGGAGCCAGACAUGGAGCUUAUUGGAUCCACUCUGACAGCCACGUAUGCUCGGCCAAAGACCAGCCACUUCCUCCCUGCUAUCUCGACUAUGGCAUCCAGCUAUCGCAACACCCAGCCUGCCUUGGCCAUGAAUCCCAGUGCCAACCUGUGGAGGACCAACAACUAUUACAAGAGCGCUGUCCCAGCCCCCUCCUCUAUACAGAGAGAGAAUUUUGACCUGGUCCGAGCCAAGACCAUGUUCUACCCCUCCAACAGGACGGCGCUGAGCACCCGCUACACACCGGACGACUGGUACAAGUCCAACCAAAACAACUACAGGGAGUCCGAGUCAUCGCGGAACAGCGCAGAGAGGCUGAGGAGGGACACCAUCAGGCUGAUGCAGGAUAGGGAGCAGGUGACGAGACGAACCCAGGAAAACACCAGCAAGAACAUUGGCGAGCGGCUCAACGACAUUGUCUUCUGGAAGUCUGAGUUGAGCCAUGAGAUUGACAACAUGGUGACAGAGAUAGCUGCACUCAGCGAGGUCAAGAGGAGGCUGGAGAGAGCCUUGGCAGAGACUGCGGGGCCCCUUCAGGUGUCUCAAGAGUGUUUGUACCACAGAGAGAAGCGGAUGUCCAUCGAUCUGGUACAUGAUGACGUAGAGAAAGGCCUCAUAAAGGAAGUGGAAGUCAUCAAGUCAUGUCAGGAGAGGAUGAGGCGACUUGUGGAGAGAGCCAUCGCUCAGCUGGCGUCAAACCGAGCCGCCCAGCAUGAAUUGGAGAGAGACAUGAGUGACAAAGUGACAGCUCAGAGGAUUGAUGACAGGUGUCAUCACCUGAGGAACACAUCAGACGGUAUCGGCUACUACAGAGGCAUUGAAAGGCUUGACCCCUCACUCUCUCUGCCUGACUCGUGGUCCAAGUUCACGGACGACAACAUCCUGCUCUCUCAGGGCGAACGUGCCGCCUCCCACAAGCUCAGGGACGAGAUCGAGAUCCUGCUGAACACCACGUCCAACGACAUGUGGAACCAGUUCAACAAUGUCAACAUAGCCUUCACCAACCGCAUAUCGGAGACCGCUGAUGCUAAAAACAGCCUGCAAACACACCUGGCGAAGACUCUGCAGGAGAUCUUCCAGACAGAGAUGCUGAUCGAGUCUCUGAAGAGGGCCCUCAGGGAUAAAGAGUGUCCACUGAAAGUGGCCCAAACAAGGCUGGAGGAGAGGACCCGCAGGCCCAACGUGGAGCUCUGCAGGGACAACCCACACCACAGACUCGUCAGUGAGGUGAGAGAGAUCGAGGACACCAUCCAGAAGCUUCAGGAGAGGCUGACGGAGGCUGAGAACACCCUGCAGAAUCUGGUCAAGACCAGAGUCGUCCUGGAGCACGACCUGUCCGUCAAGGCCAACUCGCUCUUCCUGGAGCAGGAAAAGUGCAUGAGCAUGCGCAAGAGCUUUCCCAGCAUGCCCCGUCUGGUGGGCUACACUUAAAUCACUUGAGACUUUGAAAAUUGGAGCUUGAAGGACCAAUAUAAUCAACUGUCUGUUGAUAGUGUUUGACAGACUGUUUUGAAGGUAUUGAAGUGGUUUAAAUGGAAGUCUGGGUGUUUGGAAUUGAAGCAAAAUUACUUAAAGGGUAACUCCAUCAAUUUUACACAAGUGUGUUUACAGGUACAACAAAAUAUCAGCGUGAAAGUAGUAUUAAGCCUUUCGGGGCUUCAGAGGAACCUGCAUGUAAAUCUGAUAAAUUGCCUCCAGUGGUGUCAGUCAGUGGCAAAGUUGCAUUGUGGGUAAUGUAGGCACACAUUUUGAUGUGAAAAAUUGGUGGAGUUACCCUUUAACUUUAUAGGCACUGAUGUCAGAAUCUAAUUAUCAUCAAUGGAUUGUCUUGAUAAUGUGUACUCGUAGUGUUGAAUCUGGGAUGUAACAAAAACAAAAUAAAAUGAUGAAGUC